AAAAAAGACUACUCUGUCUGUAGAAGUUUCAAAGCUUUUUCAGUAGCACUAGACCAGUAGUUGGCUGUUCUUGGAUGUACUUGCUUGUCUGUUUUUGUUGGGAGCACUAUCAACUAUGACUCAUCUCCAUGACCCAUGUGAAACACUCCAACAACUCCAAGUUUUCUGUAACUUGGAAAAUGUAAUAAAUAACAUUUUUAAUUAGGUUGGGUUAGUUCUUAUGGGCGCUGGUAAGGGCAAUGUUGUAAUAUCACAGAUGACUGCCAUUGGGUGGUAAUUAGUAAAUCAACUUCUAUGAUCUAUCCUUAUUUGCAGGCUGCAAUCAUAGUCUCAAAGCCAGGUCUGGGGGCUUUCAAGUUUUGACACAGAUGGAAGUGCAAAAUCCUCAACAUGGGCAAUAUAUUGAAAUAAAUGUGGAUGUUGGUCAAGGCCAAAGGCGUAUAGGAGGGAGUAAGUUGUGUGGGGAAGCACCUUGUGGAUUUUCUGAUGCUGGUACUAGCUCUAAAGAUGCCGAAGAAAGAUCGGCUUCCAUGCGCAAGCUUUUAAUUGCCGUGGUGCUUUGCGUCAUCUUCAUGAGUGUAGAGGUAGUGGGAGGCAUCAAAGCCAAUAGUCUAGCAAUAUUAACUGAUGCAGCACAUUUGCUAUCUGAUGUUGCAGCUUUUGCCAUAUCCUUGUUUUCGUUAUGGGCCGCUGGAUGGGAAGCUAAUCCUCGUCAAUCAUACGGAUUUUUUAGGAUCGAGAUUCUCGGGGCCUUGGUUUCUAUCCAGUUGAUAUGGUUGCUUGCAGGAAUUUUAGUGUAUGAAGCCAUUGUUAGACUCAUUAAUAACACAGGUGAGGUGUAUGGAUUUCUAAUGUUUCUUGUUGCUGCUUUUGGAUUAGUGGUUAACAUUAUCAUGGCUCUAUUAUUGGGCCAUGAUCAUGGUCAUGGUCACGGUCAUGGCAAUGAUCACGGUCAUGCUCAUAGCCAUAGCCAUAGCCAUAGUGAUCAUAAUCAUGGUGUGAGUGUUACCACGCACCAUCACCAAGAGGGACACUCCACAGGAGAACACCACCAUCAUCAUCAUCAUCCCGAGGGGCACUCCAAGACUGAGCACCGCCAUCAUCACGAAGAAACUGAGCAUGUCAAAGACGAGGAUCACCACCACGACGUUUACAAAGAACAGUCAAAGCCACUGCUUGAUAAGCCAAAGAAACGAAGGAACAUAAAUGUCCAAGGAGCUUAUCUUCAUGUACUAGGGGAUUCCAUCCAAAGUAUUGGAGUAAUGAUCGGAGGGGCAAUCAUAUGGUACAAACCCGAAUGGAAAAUCGUCGACCUGAUCUGCACGCUGAUAUUUUCAGUAGUUGUUUUGGGGACUACCAUCAAAAUGUUGCGCAGCAUACUCGAAGUGCUGAUGGAGAGUACACCUCGAGAGAUCGAUGCAACAAAGCUGGAAACAGGGCUAUUGGAAAUGGGGGAUGUUGUUGCCAUUCAUGAGCUGCAUAUAUGGGCCAUUACAGUGGGGAAAGUCCUUUUGGCUUGCCAUGUCAAAAUCCGACCCGAAGCUGAUGCAGACAUCGUCUUAGACAAUGUAAUCGAAUAUAUCAGAAGGGAGUAUAAUAUCAGUCAUGUUACCAUUCAGAUUGAGCGUUAAAAUGGUAGACAAGAAUUUAGAGCAUGCAUGGACCUCGUUACUCUACAUAUAUUUAUAGUUGCCAUAAAUACUGGUCCAUAUCCAGUAUUUAAUCAGCAGAUGUUAUGUAAAUUUCCUUUGUUGAAUCAUUGUUUUCAGUCAAUCCAUGUUUGGUUGCUUGAGCUUGAAGCAAAAGACAGAUGUUCAAUUCAAUAACACAUAAUAAUGUAGUGAAUUUGAAGGCAAAAGCAAUUUAAUCAUUUUAAUCUUCCAUAACAGGAGGUAGCGAUGAACAUAAUGAUAAACACUCAAUGUGCACGAUGAACUUACAAUCUAAACAACCAUAGGCAAACCCGAUUUUUGGGAUUUGACGGCAUAUCAUUUGUGGAACUCCAUAACCCAACAGUCACAAACAAAGCCCUCGAACUUAACGCUGUUGAACCCGGCUUCGCUCGCCAACGCGACAAACUCUUCUUUCGUUCGUUCUUUUCCACCGGGGUUUUGAGUCAUCA
This is a messenger RNA of Gossypium arboreum, 2122 nucleotides long. RefSeq names its product metal tolerance protein 1-like. Lineage: Eukaryota; Viridiplantae; Streptophyta; Magnoliopsida; Malvales; Malvaceae. The record is from RefSeq and is a predicted model, not a curated record. Gene Ontology annotation, cellular component: vacuole; plasma membrane. Bases 369 to 1631 code for a protein of 420 amino acids. Gene Ontology annotation, biological process: zinc ion transmembrane transport. The transcript has 2 exons. Gene Ontology annotation, molecular function: zinc ion transmembrane transporter activity.